UGUGCCGGUUGAUACCUACUUAGUUGUUAAAAUGAACUUUAUUUCCGCGUCGAUAUGGACGCUGGAGAACCACUGUUUUAUUGUGUACACGAUGCUGUUGGUUUCUUUCGUGGUGUUUACUUUGUUUCAUAAGAAGAGGGUUGAGGCUCAGGCGGUGCGGCAUAAUGCCAAAAGAUUGGCGCCAAAUGGAGCAGGGACCGGGAAAGCGCGCGAACGCGACUUUCCCGAGGAUGACCCGGACCCGAUCCUAACUUCAGCCAUUCCGGAGGACACACCCCACAUCCCGUACAAGCCAGUCCACCGCUCUGAUGACGAGAUCCUGCAGCGGUCUAGGGAAUAUUAUGAGCUGAUGGCCCAGCGGCGAUCCGUGAGGAUGUUCAGCACAGAGCCAGUUCCACAGGAAAUUCUUGACAACAUCAUUAAGACUGCAGGCACAUCCCCAUCAGGAGCCCACACUGAACCCUGGACAUUCGUGGUCGUCCAAGACCCGGAAGUGAAGGAAGCCAUCCGCGAAAUCGUAGAAGAAGAAGAAGACCUCAACUACCGACAGAGGAUGUCCAAGCAAUGGACGACGGACUUGAAGCCUUUCCGGACGAAGGCUGAGAAGCCUUAUUUGUCUGAUGCACCUGCGUUGCUGCUGGUAUUUCGGCAGACGCACUCUUGGAAAGAAGAUAAUACCAAGAGGAUGCAUUAUUAUAGUGAGAUCAGUGUGGCGAUUGCUGCUGGGAUUCUAUUGGCUGCGAUACAGUACUGCGGCCUAAUAGCUCUAACUUCCACUCCUCUCAACUGCAACGCGCGCCUCAAAGCGCUGCUGUGCAGGCCGGGCAACGAGCGCCUGGAACUGCUGCUGCCGGUCGGGAGGCCUCAUGAGGGCGCCACUGUGCCGGACCUGCAGCGGAAGACCCUGGAACAGAUCAUGGUCAAGAUCUGACUAGUCAA
Messenger RNA from Cydia amplana, 939 nucleotides. It is a transcript of the gene Iyd, whose product is annotated as iodotyrosine deiodinase 1. Gene Ontology annotation, molecular function: oxidoreductase activity. The transcript is spliced from 4 exons. The record is from RefSeq and is a predicted model, not a curated record. NCBI's taxonomy places the organism in Eukaryota, Metazoa, Arthropoda, Insecta, Lepidoptera, Tortricidae. Gene Ontology annotation, cellular component: plasma membrane. The coding region runs from base 32 to 931 and encodes 299 amino acids.